Platichthys flesus (European flounder) is the source of this 1122-nucleotide messenger RNA. RefSeq names its product neurofilament heavy polypeptide-like. Lineage: Eukaryota; Metazoa; Chordata; Actinopteri; Pleuronectiformes; Pleuronectidae. The record is from RefSeq and is a predicted model, not a curated record. The annotation marks the transcript as partial. The transcript has 5 exons.
AUGGACAGCUCCAGGAUCAGCACCAUGGUCAGCUUCAGUAUCAGCAACAUGGUGAGGCUCCAGGAUCGGCACCAUGGACAGCUCCAGGAUCAGCACCAUGGUCAGCUUCAGUAUCAGCAGCAUGUGAUACUACAGCAUUCAAUGCCUCAGUCCAAAUCUUCUAGUAGACCCAGAUCUCCAAGCAGAUCCAGAUCUCCAAUGAGAACAGUCAAGCGUCAAAAGAUGACAGCAAAGUCUCAACUGAGAUCAAGGUCUCCAAUGAGAACCAGAUCUCCAAUGAGAUCCAAAUCUCCAAUGAGAGCUCGAAAGAGACCCAGAUCUCCAAGCAGAUCCGAAUCUCCAUCGAUAUCCCAAUCUCUAAAGAGGAUGGUCCAGACUCCAAUGAUAAGGGGAAGGUCUCCAAUGAGAUCCAUAUAUCCAAGGAGAUCCAAAUCUCCAAUGAGAUCUCGAAAGAGACCCAGAUCUCCAAGCAGAUCCCAAUCUCCAAAGAGGAGAGUCAAGCGUCUAAAGAUGACAGCAAAGUCUCCAAUGAGAUCCAGAUCGCCAAGGAGAUCCAGAUCUCCAAUGAUAUCCCAAACUCCAAAGAGGAGAGUCCAGACACCAAAGAUGAGAGCAAAAUCUCCAAAGAGGAGAGUCCAGACUCCAAAGAGGACGGCAAAGUUUCCAAUGAGAUCUCCAAGGAGAUCCAAAUCCCCGAUGAUAUCCCAAUCUCCAAAGAGGAGAGUCCAGACUCCAAAGAUAAGGGGAAGGUCUCCAAUGAGAUCCAUAUAUCCAAGGAGAUCAAAAUCUCCAAUGAGAUCUCGAAAGAGACCCAGAUCUCCAAGCAGAUCCAAAUCUCCAUCGAUAUCCCAAUCUCCGAAGAGGAGAGUCAAGCGUCAAAAAAUGACAGCAAAGUCUCCAAUGAGAUCCAGAUCUUCAAGCAGAUCCAAAUCUCCAAUGAUAUCCAGAUCUCCAAAGAGGAGAGUCCAGACUCCAAAGAGGACGGCAAAGUUUCCAGUUAGAUCCAUAUCUCCACGGAGAUCCAAAUCUCCAAUGAGAACCAGAUCUCAAAUGAGAUCUCCAAGGAGAUCCAAAUCCCCGAUGAUAUCCCAAUCUCCAAAGAGGAGAGUCCAGACUCCAAAG